CUACAGAGCACUUAGCUAGCUGUGGAACGUGGCUUCUGCAAGAUGAGCUUCACAACCCAGGUCUUCUGCUCCACCCAGGCCCUGACUGGGGCAGUCAGCACCAUUAAGUUCUUCCUCUCCGAGGCUUUCCUGGGUCAGCACUUUGAGGCCGUGGAGUUGGAAAGCAGCGAGCCUGAGCUGGGAGACCUCUUCCUGUUCCGGCUGAUGUCCCCCACCGGACGUUGGUGCGGGGCCCACGUGGGUGUGUACUGCGGCCACGGGGAGAUCAUCCACUUCGAGGGCAGGGAUCCCCCAGGUCGUGACCCGCACAAGUUUCUGGGCUUCUGGGAAGGCGUUGUGUGCAAACAGGGUCAGCGCCAGCUGCUUCGCUCCCGCUCGCUCUGGCGGGUGUUGCGUAGACGUGGCGGCGUGGAUCGGGCAGCGCUGCAGAGACGCAUGCGUGAAGCCAUGGACUCGGAUCCGCCUCCCUAUCAUCCCACGCGCAGCAACUGUGUGCACUUCGCACUGCACCUUCUCGGCCAGGGUCCCACUCUGGACCCUCCGAAAAUAGGCGACUCGGUGUUGGUGGACGUGACUCUGGACUAGACAAAGACCUCGGAUCCUCCGGGUGGGCUGGGGGCUUCAGAGUCAUUAAACUGUUCUCCAAAGCUGG
This is a messenger RNA of Choloepus didactylus (southern two-toed sloth), 652 nucleotides long. RefSeq lists its product as uncharacterized. The transcript is spliced from 6 exons. NCBI's taxonomy places the organism in Eukaryota, Metazoa, Chordata, Mammalia, Pilosa, Megalonychidae. The record is from RefSeq and is a predicted model, not a curated record. The coding region runs from base 43 to 585 and encodes 180 amino acids.